This is a messenger RNA of Odobenus rosmarus divergens (Pacific walrus), 455 nucleotides long. RefSeq names its product mediator complex subunit 31 (gene MED31). The record is from RefSeq and is a predicted model, not a curated record. The transcript has 4 exons. Gene Ontology annotation, cellular component: mediator complex; core mediator complex. Bases 35 to 430 code for a protein of 131 amino acids. Gene Ontology annotation, molecular function: transcription coregulator activity. Gene Ontology annotation, biological process: regulation of transcription by RNA polymerase II. NCBI's taxonomy places the organism in Eukaryota, Metazoa, Chordata, Mammalia, Carnivora, Odobenidae.
UUGGGCUGGUGGCGGCUUAGCGCCUUUGCUCGGGAUGGCUGCGGCCGUCGCUAUGGAGACAGAUGAUGCUGGAAAUCGACUUCGGUUUCAGUUGGAGCUGGAAUUUGUGCAGUGCUUAGCCAACCCCAAUUACCUUAACUUUCUUGCCCAAAGAGGUUACUUCAAAGACAAAGCUUUUGUUAAUUAUCUUAAGUACUUGCUUUACUGGAAAGAACCAGAAUAUGCCAAGUAUCUAAAGUACCCCCAGUGUCUGCACAUGUUAGAGCUGCUCCAGUAUGAACACUUCCGCAAGGAGCUGGUGAAUGCUCAGUGUGCCAAGUUUAUUGACGAGCAGCAGAUCCUGCACUGGCAGCACUACUCCCGGAAGCGGAUGCGCCUCCAGCAAGCGCUGGCUGAGCAGCAGCAGCAGAACAGCACUGCGGGGAAGUGACGCGCCCUGCUGGGCCGCACCAGAC